Messenger RNA from Gopherus evgoodei (Goodes thornscrub tortoise), 1601 nucleotides. RefSeq lists its product as uncharacterized. The record is from RefSeq and is a predicted model, not a curated record. Lineage: Eukaryota; Metazoa; Chordata; Testudines; Testudinidae. Gene Ontology annotation, molecular function: protein binding. The transcript is spliced from 3 exons. The coding region runs from base 121 to 1059 and encodes 312 amino acids.
UGACAGCCUCUGGCCACCAAGACAGGAACUGCCUGUUCCUCUUCUGUCCAGUGCCGAGUUGCACAGCAGAGGAGCAGCUGCACCUGAGGGCGGGAGGCAGGCGACAGCUCAGCUAGGAAGAUGCUGGCACUCCUGGCAGCCCUGCUCCUCCUGCGCAGUGCGCCAUCCAGCUGGGCGCAUUGCUGGGGGUCUCCAAAUUCAAACUCCUGCGUGGUCCUGGACUGGUCGGAAUUCAGUAGCGAUACUCAGCGAGCCCUGAACCUCAGCAGCCAUGGCAUCAGGGAAAUCACUGGUCCUGCCCGGCUGCGGGAGUCAGUCAACACGCUGGAUCUGUCCUUUAACUGCCUGCAGACCCUUCCCCCGGAUUUCCUCUCCCAGGCACGUGCUCUCAGGCAGCUUUACCUGCAGCACAACCAGCUGCGGGGACUGCCCUCCGAGUUCUUCAAGAGCGCCACCAGCCUGCAGAGCCUGGUCGUGGACUGCAAGUGUGACGUGGUGGGGAGCGUGGUCAGCCACUGCAAUAGCCCCACCAACAGCACAAACCGCACCUGCCACUGCCACUCAGAGCAGGAGAAAACCGAGUUCUACAACGUCACCGAGUUCUACACGCGGCACUGCCAGCCUCUUUGCACGCCACUCUGCGUGGCCAUCACCAGCUCCGUGCUGGCCUUGCUGCUGCUGGCAGGGGGCCUGGCUGUGGCCUUGUUCCUGCUCAGGAGGAGACAGGCCUCUGUCGUCCACAGCAAACGGGAAUCCACCGCAUCCAUCACCCACGGCCAGCCACGCUACAUCAGCCGCAACACAGAGACGGGCCCCGGCCAGGCCAGCGACUAUGAAAAUGUCUUCAUUGGCCACUCCCAGCCAGUCGGGCAAUACGAGUGUCUGGAGAGAAAGGGAAUGCAGUACAGAGUCCAGCAGCUGGUGGACGAGGAGUGUUACAUGGAGAGCGACACCUGCCACGGAGACCAGCCCAUUUACGCCAACACCCAGCAGCUGUACAGCAGCAGCUUCCCUGUGCCCAGUGACAGCGAGGAGGUGUACAUCGUCCCGGACAAAUGAGCCCUCUGCCCGCCCGGAGGCACCCCAGCCCUGCCUGUCUCUGGGGAGCGGGCUUGGGCAGCGGGGGAGCGUGGGUGCCACAGUCCCGUUCAGCAGCUAUGACCAUGUGUCACGCCCAGGGGAGGGGACUGCUGGGGAUCCCAAUUAAAGCAAAAUCACCUGGCAAUUGCUUCCCCCCCCCAACCCCGGGUAUUACCCUGCAGCCAUGACCCAGUCGAGCCCCGCUGGAAUGCAGACAGCUCAGGUUUCCCCGGGGGGGCUGGAAUUUCCCCUCCCCCAUACAGAGGGAGAGCUCCCCACAGGGCCGGGGAGGGGAUCCUACCCUGCAUCAGUCUGCAAAUUCCUCCAGAAAUAGCUCCCGCUUCUCCUGCCAAAGUGCCUGGUUCUGCGCCAGGCUGGCUGAGCCGCUGCUGGGACCCAAACACCAGCAAUUUGGCCUCCAUGCGGUUUCCUCUGCACCUGGGAAUUGUGGGGGCGGGGGGGGGGUGUCACAGAGUCCCUGGGCGAUGCUCUGGAACUGCUCCUCACAAAGCCAGGUAGGA